Messenger RNA from Rhinichthys klamathensis goyatoka, 874 nucleotides. RefSeq lists its product as uncharacterized. The record is from RefSeq and is a predicted model, not a curated record. Lineage: Eukaryota; Metazoa; Chordata; Actinopteri; Cypriniformes; Leuciscidae. The transcript is spliced from 9 exons. Bases 321 to 869 code for a protein of 182 amino acids.
AACACGUCCAGCAAAAGAAAUUGUUGUUCUGGAUGGCCCAGUUUGUCUUCAAAGGGAAGACUUUUGGAGCCUGGGGCUAGAUGAACAGGUGGAGAGCAGUAUUGGGAAUGCGUGCUUCAGGCUGGUAGAGGAGGCAGGCAGGAGACAUGGAAUGGAUGUCCACAUUGCUGACCUAUUUGAAGUCCCUAAAUGGAAACUAAGCGAACCUAGUUUGCCGACAACUUGCAGGAGCAGUGGCUAAUGGACCGUGGGUGGAGAAGACGGGCAAAGAUUUUGAUCCAUUUCCAGUUCAGUCAGAUGGACAGAGCUGUGGGAUAUUCAUGCUUAUGUAUGCCCUCUGCAUCUGUACUGGUGCCAUGUUUCACUUUUUGGAUACUGACAUACCAUCUAUUCGGAAGUGGUGGUGUCUCCAGAUUCUGGAGAAAUUCUCGAUCGCAAGGCAUGGGCAGAACUUCGGGCAGCGCUUUGCCUUCUGGACAGAGGAGGCAGAACAGCUGAUGGCAGGCACCCUACCACCUAUUUAUAGGAUUUCUCGACCCCAAAUAGUCAAGGAGGAACAGGUAGAAGUGGAGGAGCUGCCCCUCACAUUGAAACAUAUGUACCAGGCAGAAUACAUCGUGAGGAACAGUAUUGGGCUUUUCACUGGCCAGGUGCAAGAACCAUCAUACAUGUUGAUGGAUCAUGAUGACCAAAUGAAAGCGUGGAGGGUGCUGAUGGAGUCGAGGAAGUGCUAUGCCAUGGAGCCUUUCACGUUCAUUUUUGAAAACAUUCAGGACAUGGAAACCUUCAUGAUUAUUUGCAAAGACACCCUCAACCUGAGAGUAAAUGCUGGAGUUGGGGUGCACAGUCACCCCUAUACAUUUUGUUAGUGUGU